Molecule: messenger RNA, 2233 nt
Organism: Aspergillus pseudotamarii
Lineage: Eukaryota; Fungi; Ascomycota; Eurotiomycetes; Eurotiales; Aspergillaceae
Product: putative MFS transporter
Exons: 3
Coding region: 411-2153 (580 amino acids)
Biological process (GO): transmembrane transport
Cellular component (GO): membrane
Molecular function (GO): transmembrane transporter activity
Source: RefSeq, a predicted model, not a curated record
UUUAUCCACCAACCAUAAGCUCGAAGCUUAUCAAAAAAUUUGACGGAAAAUAGCUACUGGUUAAUACAUAGAGCCUAUUUACACUAAGCGUUGAGACGGAGGAGUCGGGCUAUGGUAACAGUCUGCCAUUGUUUAGCCCGUAUCUGAUUUCCUAUCCCUCGUUAUUAUCCGUUGUCUGUUAUUUUGUACUUCAUCGAUCGCACCAUCGAGCUCUGUGAGCACUCUAUCCUUGAUGACUAUUAUCACAAAAAUACGAUAGAGAAAAAUCAUCAGAGACAAUUCUAGCCAUAUUAUUUAACCGAUAUGUUCCUUGUUCAUCUGAUGAGGUCGACCAGCCAGCCCUCGUUUGCUUUACGCUGAACCUGCACUGGGACUGUAUCUGCUGAUCUUAGUCCGAGGGAACUACCAAAAUGUCGACUACGUCGGAUUCCAGUCACUUAAACGAUAAAAAUCAGUCAGAAGCCCCCCAAUCCAGCCCGCAUAAGGCCGGGGAUAUCCAGAGCACUGAAGUGGCCAAAGAUGGAACACAUGUCGAUCUUGUCGAGCCAGAAGAUGUACCUGAGUACAGGACCUUCCUGUCCAUCUUCUAUUCCAAGAGAAAGUCAGUCGACCUCGAUGCUAUUGCUACUACGAGGAGUGUGUUUGAUGAUUCGAAUCUGGCCAAAUAUUACCAGCCACACCCGCAGUACGAGAAUUUGCAUCGAUUUGACCCUUCUGAGAGGUGGACCUACCGCGAGGAGAGAUCAGUACGCCGGAAAACCGAUCUGAAGAUUUUCCUUUGGAUCCUUGUGAUGUUCUUUGCGCUCAACAUUGAUCGGGGCAACCUGGGAAAUGCUGCUGCCGAUAAUUUGUUGCCGGACCUGCACAUCAACACCAACGACUACAACAACGCGCAAAACAUGUAUCGGAUCGGCUUUUUGAUCGCUGAGAUUCCAUCUCAGAUGAUCGGCAAGAGAAUUGGUCCGGACAGAUGGAUCCCCAUUCAGAUUAUUCUAUGGAGUUUGGCAUCCGGUGGACAGUUCUUUAUGCAUAACAGAGCGGGAUUCUUUGCCUGUCGGUUCUUCCUUGGUUUCUUCAUGGGGGGGUUCAUCCCAGACGCGAUUCUGUACCUCUCUUAUUUUUAUAAGAAGACCGAGAUGCCCGUACGCUUGGCGUGGUUUUGGUUUGUUGACUCGGUGUCGGGGGUGAUCGCCUCGUUCAUCGCCUACGGUGUCUUGCACAUGCGUGGGGUACAAGGCCGUGAAGGAUGGAGAUGGCUCUUUCUUAUCGAAGCCUUGAUAAGUAUAGUGAUUGGAUUUUUGAGUUUCUUAUUUCUCGUUCCGGGGCCUACCCAGACAGCAACAUGGUGGAAUCCCAAGGGAUACUUCACCGAGCGAGAAGAGAAGAUCAUCGUCAACCGUGUCCUGCGGGAUGACCCAUCAAAGGGAGACAUGCAUAACCGUCAGGCGUUAAGCUUGAAAAUGCUUUGGCAAAGUCUGCAAGACUAUGAUCUGUGGCCAGUCUACAUCAUCGGUAUCCUGUUUGAGAUCCCUACCUCGCCACCAAAGACAUAUCUCAGCUUGUCGCUGAAGGCCAUCGGGUUCAGCACCUUCCAUACCACCUUACUGGGCAUUCCGGUCACCGUCUUCGCAGCAAUCAACCUGCUGAUCAUCACCGAAUUGUCCGAAUGGUUCAAACAAAUCUCCAUCUUUGGAAUCCUGACCCAACUCUGGUCUCUUCCUCUCCUGAUUGUUCUGUACACCUCGGCUAGCACGCUAUCCCACUGGGGGCUCUACGCGGUUACAUUUGUCCUGCUUGGAUGGCCGUCUAUCCACGCUGCACAAGUCGGAUGGUGUUCUCGGCUGAGUAAUGCUGUGCGAACGAGGGCUGUCAGCGCUGCUCUCUAUAACAUUACCAUUCAGCUUUCCGGGAUUGCGUCUUCGAAUAUUUACCGUGAAGAUGACAAGCCAUACUACCAUCGGGGAAACUCGCAGCUGAUUGCCAUCAACGUAGCGACUAUUAUAGCAUACGUGCUGGCAAAGCUCUACUAUGUGGCGAGAAAUAAGUGGAAGCGCGCAAAAUGGGAUGCAAUGACGACAGAGCAGAAGGCUCACUAUCUUGAGACGACUAAUGAUCAAGGUAACAAGAGGCUAGAUUUUCUGUUUGAUAGUUAGGUAUGGACUGCAGGGAAUAGUAAAGCCCUGGAUGAACUUUAGCAUAGAUGAUACUGUCAGUGGAUAGUCUGAUGAGUCGA